Cyprinodon tularosa is the source of this 2477-nucleotide messenger RNA. Its product is annotated as 1-phosphatidylinositol 4,5-bisphosphate phosphodiesterase delta-4-like. NCBI's taxonomy places the organism in Eukaryota, Metazoa, Chordata, Actinopteri, Cyprinodontiformes, Cyprinodontidae. The annotation marks the transcript as partial. Gene Ontology annotation, biological process: intracellular signal transduction; lipid metabolic process. The transcript is spliced from 16 exons. Gene Ontology annotation, molecular function: calcium ion binding; phosphatidylinositol-4,5-bisphosphate phospholipase C activity. The record is from RefSeq and is a predicted model, not a curated record.
GUAACCUGAGAUGUGACAGAAAGCCUCCGUGUACGGGGGUUCUGCUGGUUCUGUGUGGCAGCAGUCGGGUCACCAACGCGCACAUCAGAGGCAUCUAAACUGAAGCGUUUCAGUGGUUUGGAGCUUUGCACUGUCUCCUCUGGGUGCUGCUCGUUCUCCCCACAGCCCUCAGUGCAGCAGGUCCACCCGAUCAGCCGCCAGGAUCUAAGAAUGCUCCACCAGCAGCUACAGGGUCUUCACGUUAACAUCAGCUGAAGCUAAAUCAUCACAGUGCUUGCUCUGCUCUUCGACUUAGAUGGAUUUAUAACAGCAGGAAAUGGCUUCCAUAAAGAGUGGCCUCCGUAUCCAGGGGGAUGAAAACCUUCAGUCCAUGCUGGUAGGGACAGUGAUGAGGAAAAUUAAGUCCCGUACUUGGAAAAAACAACGAUACUUCAAACUCCAGGAUGACUUCAUGACCAUCUGGUACAAGUCCAAGAAGGCUGGCAACGCCCACUCUACCUAUGACAGUGCUGCUUACACCCGGCUGUUGUGUCCAGUUUCUGUCAGCGAUGUGGAGGUAGUGCGGGAGGGCCAUCAAAGUGAAGUCCUGCUCAGCACCGCAGACGAAUUCCCUGCUAACCGAUGCUUCACGGUGGUAUUCCGCGGACGCCGGGGAAACCUGGACCUAGUGGCCGAGUCAGCUGAGGAGGCCGAGUCCUGGAUCAAAGGCAUUAGGAAGCUAAUUGAAAACCUGGAAAACAUGGGAGAAAGGGAAAAACUGGACCAAUGGAUAUGGGACUGGUUCAAGAAGGCCGACAAGAACAACGAUGGCAGGAUGAACUUCAAGGAAGUGAGAGAUCUCUUGAGGAUGAUGAAUGUGGACAUGAAUGAACACCAUGCCCACCGUCUGUUCACUAUGGCGGAUAAAUCUCAGACUGGCGCCCUCGAAGGGGAUGAGUUUGUCUUGUUCUACAAGAUGUUGACACAGAGAGAAGAUAUUUUGAAAAUUUUCCAGGAGUACUCAUCUGAUGGUCAGAAGUUAUCCCAGAGCGACCUAGAGGACUUUCUGAGAGUGGAGCAGUUGGAAGGGGGUGAUAUCCAACACCGCGUUCAGGAGCUAAUUGACCGCUAUGAGCCCUCAGACACAGCAAAGCUGCUGAAGGCUAUGACGUUUGACGGUUUCUUGAUGUACCUCGGUUCGGCUGAGGGCUCUAUUUUCAGCCCACGGUGCAGGGACAUCUUCCAAGACAUGAGCCAGCCGCUGUGCCAUUACUUCAUCUCUUCUUCCCACAACACGUAUCUGAUGGAGGACCAGCUGAGGGGACAAAGCAGCGUGGAGGGAUACAUCAGGGCUCUUAAUCGAGGUUGUCGGUGCGUUGAAGUGGACUGUUGGGACGGUGCCAACGGAGAGCCCAUCGUCUAUCAUGGACAUACAUUUACCUCCAAGAUACUCUUCAAGGAUGUGGUCAAUGCAGUGGAAAAAUAUGCCUUCAAGGUAUCAGAAUAUCCGGUCAUCCUGUCGAUGGAGAAUCACUGCAGCAUCGACCAGCAGAGAGUCAUGGCCCAACACCUCAAGCACAUCCUUGGGGAUAAGUUGCUUAAAGGCAUGCUGGAUGGCCGGCCUCCGGUCCGGCUGCCUUCUCCUGAGGAACUUAAAGGAAAGAUUCUUCUGAAGGCAAAGAAAAUCGGAGGCUUAGAGGACAGCUUCAAUGGGACCGGGGAAGACCCUCUGACAGGAGAGGUCAGUGAAGAAGACGAGGUGGCAGAGAUAGAUGAAGAUAAUCUGCAUCGUGAGAGCAUCCGGCGACGAGUGAAGAGGUCCAAGCAGCAUUUGUCCAAGGAGCUGUCCGACUGUGUGGUCUACUGCAGGAGCGUGGCCUUCAGGAGCUUCAAACACGCCCGCCUCCACUACAGGUUCUACGAGGUGGCCUCCUUCACCGAGUCCAAGGCCCGCAAGCACCUACGGGAGAAUGGGGCAGAGUUCGUGCUUCAUAAUUCCCAGCAGCUCACCAGGGUUUAUCCCACUGGCUUCCGAACAGACUCAUCCAAUUUCAAUCCCCAGGAGAUGUGGAACGCUGGCUGCCAAAUAGUUGCACUGAACUUCCAGACAGCUGGAGAGGGGAUGGAUCUAAACGACGGCCUGUUCAGUCAGAACGGCCGCUGCGGCUAUGUCCUGAAGCCCAGCUUCAUGAGAGACAGCGACAGGAGGUUUGACCCCGACCUGCCUCAGAGACGCCAUGACUACCAACCCGUCAUCCUUACCAUCCAGGUGAUCAGUGGCCAGCAGCUGCCCAAAGUCAACAUCAAGGAGGACUCUAUAGUGGACCCUCUGGUCAGAGUGGAGAUCCAUGGAGUUGCGAUGGACCAGGCCAAACAGGAAACCAGAUAUAUCGAGAACAAUGGAUUCAACCCUCUGUGGAACGACACUCUGCGCUUCACCAUCCACACCCCUGAACUGGCUUUGGUCCGCUUCGUGGUGGAGGACUAUGACAAGACAU